CUUUGAGUAACGCUUCAAACUUUAAGUUUAGCUCUUCCAAGUAGCAGAAGCGAACAAUAGAGAUGGCGAUUCAUAAACCAAAGCAGGGAUUUCUGAUAUUACUUUCAGCUUUGCUCUUUGUUUGCAACCUACCUGCAUGGAUGAUUCACGCGCAGGUCUCGAUCCCUGCCAAGUUUGAUGGGUUCGUGUACAAGAACAGCCUAACUCAUGCGGACACGAUAAUGAUCGAAACGUUCUUCGACCCUGUCUGCCCAGAUAGUAGGGACGCUUGGCCUCCGCUGAAACGGGUUCUCGAUUACUAUGGCACUCGAAUUUCACAUAUCGUUCACCCCUUCGCGUUACCUUACCAUGAUAAUGCUUUUGUUACUAGCCGUGCUCUUCACAUUGUAAAUAAGCUGAAUGCCUCUGCCACAUACGACUUGUUGGAGGAGUUCUUCAAGGAUCAGGAGAUGUUUUACAAUCAGCAAACCAAACAAAUGUCUAGAGCUUCUGUUGUGGAUCAGAUUGUAAGGUUCGUAACUAAAAUUGUAGGGGACGACUCAUUAUCUGCAGUUGCAUCUGGCUUCAAUGACAGGAGUACUGAUCUUGCAACUAGGGUUUCCUUCAAGUAUGGAUGUUCGAGAGGGGUGGCAGGGACACCUUCGUUCUUUGUGAAUGGAUUUCUACUGCCCAAUGCUGACUCAGCUCUGGACUAUAAUAAGUGGAGAAGCAUCAUUGAUCCACUGAUCAGUGCGCAGCGCCUGUCGAGGAAUGAAACUCCACAUUUCUUCUUAUGAAGAUGACCUUAUGCAUGCUAGGCAUCUCUACUUGAUUAGAUUUUAUCUACAAUAAGAUAACAGGAAAAGGCAUUACAUCUAAAUCCACUUGGAAUUGUGGGC
This is a messenger RNA of Telopea speciosissima, 878 nucleotides long. RefSeq lists its product as uncharacterized. The record is from RefSeq and is a predicted model, not a curated record. Lineage: Eukaryota; Viridiplantae; Streptophyta; Magnoliopsida; Proteales; Proteaceae. Bases 63 to 776 code for a protein of 237 amino acids. The transcript is spliced from 4 exons.